CCAACAUCAAAAGACCCUCGGGUUAGGCGUGAACGGUAUUAAAAAUGACUGAGCGAUUUGAUUGCCAUUACUGCAAGGAAACUCUGUUUGGAAAAAAAUACCUUCUGAAAGAAGAAAAUCCAUAUUGUGUGAAAUGUUACGAGAAUCUGUACUCCAACACAUGUGAAGAAUGCAAGAAGCCCAUUGGCUGUGAUGGCAAGGAUCUUUCAUACAAGGAUCGACACUGGCAUGAAGCCUGCUUUCACUGCUUCCAGUGCAAGCGCUCACUGGUGGACAAGCCAUUUGCUGCCAAGGAUGAACAUCUCAUUUGUACUGAAUGUUACUCUAAUGAAUAUUCUUCCAAAUGCAAUGAAUGCAAGAAAACUAUCAUGCCAGGAACACGCAAGAUGGAAUAUAAGGGAAACAGCUGGCACGAGACUUGCUUUAUCUGUGCGCGAUGCCAGCAGCCUAUAGGUACAAAGAGCUUCAUCCCCAAAGAGAACCAGAACUUUUGUGUGCCAUGUUAUGAAAAGCAGUUUGCAAUGCAUUGCAUUCAGUGUAAAAAGGCCAUCACUACAGGAGGUGUCACCUAUCGGGAUCAGCCCUGGCAUAAGGAGUGCUUUAUCUGUACUGGCUGCAAGAAACCAUUGUCUGGGCAAAGAUUUACUUCCCGGGAUGAAUUUGCCUAUUGCCUGAACUGCUUCUGCAAUUUAUAUGCCAAGAAAUGUGCUGGAUGCACCAGUCCCAUAAGUGGGCUUGGAGGAACGAAAUAUAUAUCUUUUGAGGAACGUCAAUGGCACAGUGAUUGCUUUAACUGUAAGAAGUGUGCAAUUUCUUUGGUGGGUCGUGGCUUUCUUACAGAAAGAGAUGACGUCUUGUGUCCUGAAUGUGGAAAGGAUAUAUAAAAGAAAUGUGGAAAUGACAGAGAAAAAUCAUAAAACGAAUAAAUCAACAAUAAGGGCUCAUGCACACGAAUGUAUUUUCUUUCCGUGUCUGUUCUGGGUUUUUUUCAGACCGUAUGCAGAACCAUUCACUUCAAUAGGUCCGCAAAAAAAAACUGAAGGUACUCCGUGUGCAU
Bufo gargarizans (Asiatic toad) is the source of this 1057-nucleotide messenger RNA. RefSeq names its product four and a half LIM domains 2 (gene FHL2). Gene Ontology annotation, cellular component: nucleus; Z disc. The coding region runs from base 45 to 884 and encodes 279 amino acids. The record is from RefSeq and is a predicted model, not a curated record. The transcript has 6 exons. Gene Ontology annotation, molecular function: transcription coregulator activity. Lineage: Eukaryota; Metazoa; Chordata; Amphibia; Anura; Bufonidae.